Molecule: messenger RNA, 4196 nt
Organism: Ceraceosorus guamensis
Lineage: Eukaryota; Fungi; Basidiomycota; Exobasidiomycetes; Ceraceosorales; Ceraceosoraceae
Product: AIP3-domain-containing protein
Exons: 3
Coding region: 187-4110 (1307 amino acids)
Biological process (GO): establishment of cell polarity
Cellular component (GO): cytoplasm; cell tip
Molecular function (GO): cytoskeletal regulatory protein binding
Source: RefSeq, a predicted model, not a curated record
AAGCUGGCGCAGGGUCACAAGAGAUCCACAAAGAGCUUACAGAACCCAUCGGAUCGCCUCGGAAUUUUGACAGCAGGUACCUGAUCUGGUUGUUACCGCUUACAGGCACAAUCUGGUAUAGCUAUCGCUGCAUAGCGAGCCGGUAUAUGUCCAGCGGCGAUCAAGAGCAGCGUCCCCGCCACGACGAUGAUACCAGGCAUCUCCUCGGUCCUGCGUAGAGACAAGAGACAAGGCGACAGCAAUAACCCCACGUCUCCAUCAGCCACCUCACCUCCCUUUCCGGCCUCUUCAUCCUCAAGCUCCAUCACAUCUCACUUCAGUCUGACCAACCAAAUGCCCCGUACAAGUUCUGGAACGUCUACACCCUCCGCAUCAGGUCAGUCAGGGAGUGGGAGCGCGCGACGUGCUGCUGCGGUGGUUGCUUCGGCCAGGGAUGCUGCGGCCGCAGCAUCAAGUAAUCGCGACUCACGUGGAGGCUUCAGAAGCACAUCUCCACCUCCAAGCGCCGGCUCUCAAGCAAGCUAUCAGUCGGGACAACAUUUUGAUAGCACGGGUGCCCCCAUGCUGCCAGAAGAAUUGAGAGCGAGAGAGAAAGAAAAAGAAAGGGCGAUGAGAGCUCAGAUCAGUGCUGGACCGGCGUCCUCCCAUGCACCUUCCUCUCAUCCUCAUGGUCCAAGGGCCCCGAGUCAGGGCUCAGUAGCUUCGAGCUCGCGAGUUUCCAAUCAGCCAGGAGAAGAAGGACCUGGUGUAAAUCGCAGUGGCAGUAGAGAUCCAAAUCACAUGGAAUCAUCUACGACGCGUCUGCUUGUGGCAACCAAGAAGUUGUUGGAAGCUCUGACUUUGUGGAGCACAGGCGAGAGAACUGAGACGUACGUCAGCGAUGUUUACGUUAGGCUCGGCAACGAUUUCAAUAAUGCUAGCGCGAUCUACACUCGGUAUGGCAUCGACAUGAGCCUUCACGAUGACGAUGCCAUCUCCAGUGAUCUUGUGUCGGUGCCCGACGACCUGCGCUACUGUCUGGAGGAGUGUCUCUCUGCGCCAGGAUCGCAGCAAGCACUCGACCAACAUCUUCCUCGGGUGCGAGAGAUCAUCAUCAGGCUGCUGCAAGGUCUGAAGCUGAAGCAGGCCGAUUACAAAAAGACAGCAGAGCUGCGUAAAGCUGCACGAAGGGAGAGGGAGCGUACAAGAGGCUCUCGAUCCGAGCGCGUAGGCUUCAGCGAAGGCGCAGUCGGGCUUGAGGCGGAAGCGAGUGCGGAGGAUUCUUUGGCCGAAAGUAAUACGAGGCCAGAGGCGCCAGCUCGUAGUACUUCGGAUGGCCAGCCUGCUCGUCGCAGUGCUGUUGGGCGUCGGCCUGCUGCUGCUCCGCCUGUGGAUCGUCGAGAAAGCCGGUCGACGCCAGCUGCACAGGACGCAGAGAGCGGCAGUAGUGAUACGACGAGAAGACGCAGUGGAGCCAGACGACCAGAAGCUCUCGACCCCGUCGAAAGAGCGCGACUGGCGGCGCAAGCGAUUGGCGACGAGGACGGGGUCGAAGGAGCUGCGCGCGACUUAGACGAGACUUCCAUCCGGGCGCAAAGUGCCCCAGAGGAGGAGAGGGCUCCGGAGAGUGCCGUGCGGCAUUCGCUCGUGGACACACCGACUCCUAAAUCAUCCACCGAUGCUGCGCUUGUGCAGCAUCAGGAAAGCGCCGCCCAGGAGGGAAUGACACCAUCAUCGUCUGUGACGGGGAACAUGUCCGCACAGCUCUCGGUACCACCAUCUGCAUCUUCAUCGCGCGGCCCUCCCAGCUCGGCUCGGCGAGCGCACGCCGCUGUUGCAGCAGCCUUGGAAGCGGAGGCUGACCCCAGCUUGCGGGCUUUGAAAUCCAGAGACGCACUGGAGCGGCGCGCUUCUAAGCGCUUUAGUGCAUAUACCUUCAAUAAGAUGGGGCUCGGUACGCCCCAGUCUUUUGGUCUGGGUAGCCUUGGCAUGAGCGCGCUCGGUGCUGGAAGCAGUCCGGCCAACAGUCCCCUGGCGGAUCGGCGGGUGUCGAGUCAGAGAAAUGCCAGCUCCGCGAUUAGACGGCCGAAUGGAUCGAGAGCCGGCAGCGCAGUACCUGGAGAGGCAAGCGACUACCUUUCAGCCGGUCGUGCGAUGCCGGAACCUCCCCACUCUCCCGAAGCGCUUGAAGAGCUCAGGUCCCAGAAGAGUUCGAUGGAGACAAGGACGACCAGUCCGAGAGGAGCAAACCGAUUGCUAGCAGCCACAGCCGGAGAUGUAGCUGCUAGUUCCACCGAGAGCUUGCCGUUUGUGGACGCGCAAGGGCCUGUGAGCCCACGCGUUCGAGAUGACGCCGACGCUGUGCCACCUGUUCCUCCUUUACCAACUGCUGAGGAGAGGCGUCGUCUUGACGCUGCUCAGCGUCGUGCGGAGAAUGGCACCUCAUUCUCUGGCACACAAAGAUCCUCAGCCGUCGAAGCAUCUGCCUCGACUCUGUCUCUAUUUCUACAGCUUGGUCGGCAAACCCGGCGAGCCAUCGUGGACCUUGAUCCCAGCGCGACAGACAGAGGUCUUAACGUUGUAAAGCUGCGGAUGCUGUUCAUGGACCGAUUUAGCUACUCGCCGGGUAGCGAAGACUUUCCGGUAAUCUACGUCAAAGAUUUGGCGAGCGGAGUCAGCUACGAAUUGGAAGACUUUGCGGACCUGCAAGAUGGCAGUUUGUUGACGCUGAAUAUCGAGCCUCUAGACCAGGUCAAGCAACAUUUGGACAACUCGUUGAGCGUCAUUACACGAGAGCUUCGAGACUUGAAGGCAGCCGUAUUUGAGCGCGAUCGCGUGGACGCACUUCGCCGCACCAGCAUCAGCUAUGGGCCCGACGCUUUGGCCGCGGUGGCGGCCGCUGCAAACGCUGCCUCGCAAAGUCCUGCGCGCAUCACCGACUCGCAGUUCACCUCGGCUGGUGCGCGGGUAGCCCAACUCAAACGUGCGAACACUUUGGCUCGAGCUAAUGGUACUGCGAAAGACGAAGCGAAUGUGCCUGUCUCGCCAACACUGAGCUCUGCCUCUGUAGGAUCGGCUACGCCUAGCGGCGCAAAGGUGGCGACGGAGCUCAAGACGCAGUACGAAGAGGUUCAGAGUUUGAGGAGAGAGCUGGCAGUGAUGAGACAGAUUCAAGGAGACUUUGGAUCAGACGUGACUGCACUCCUCAAAAAUUUGCGCGAACAAGCUUCUCACGUUCGCGCCAUUGCGACCAAAGAAGCUCCUGCUGAGCGCAACUUCAUCGUCGCUGGCAAGAUCAAGCUGGAAAAUAAUUCUCAGGAAGUCCUUACGCUCGUCGAAGACCUGCAGGAUACGGUGGACGAUCUCAAAAUGGACGUGAUUAACCGAGGCGUCAAGCCCAAGCCUGCCACGAUGAAAAAGCUAGGAGAUGAUAUGGCGCGUGCACAUUUUGGUUUGGAAGACUUGGAGAAGUAUGUCACCACCGUGGAGCCGUCGUGGAGGCAGACGCACAGCGCCGAGCUAAGGAACGUGAUGGAGGAGCAAGAAUUCUUAAACUUCCAGACGGGCAUGAUUGCGGAUUUGAGGGAAGACUUUUUGGCGAUGAAGGAGGUCUACGAGAACAUACAGCAGGUGAUCAAGCUGAGGGGCGUUGGCCGACCUGCUGGUGCUGGUAAGGGCGGAUAUUUGCCGCCACCACCCGAAGAGGGCCACGAAGGGCUGAACACGGUCAUGCUGGAGGUCAGAGGCCAGUCUGUAGAUCACGAAAAGCGCUUGAAAGCGCUCGCCAAUGCCGAGCGAUUACGAGCCAAAGAGCUUGCUUCCCGCACGGACGACUUUCAAGAAGAGCUGGCUGGCUUUGUGGACGGCAAAGCUUUGCGAAAGACGGGAGGUCACGCGGAAGCCGAGAGGGUGCGAUCCAAGAGGGACAAGCAAACACUAUUGGCAAUGUUUAGUGGUGGAGCCGAUAACGUUGGAGGUGCUCCUACUUCAGCCGGAUCGACCACUUCGGACGCUAAACCUCCUUCCAGACUCGUGCUUGGCAAAGGCAAGGGCGUGGCCGAAUCGAACGACAAUUUGACGCGACAAGACUCGGUCGGUAGCUUGGCUACCUCGGCAACUACCCAUCAGUGACCUCCAUCCUGGCCUUGCGUUCUUCGCGCUCGAUCAGGCCACCAAGCUGCCUUGACUUCGCUCACUCGCAUUUGAUAGAGACGUAU